CCACCGCGUGCGUCGCAUAGCUUCCCCAGACCCCAGCCAGGCAAAAGACCGAGCCGUCCCCAGCCAGGCAGCGAGCCAUGUCCAAGUACGGCACCAUCCCCGCCUCCUCAUCGCCCCCGCCGGCGCCGGCGGGGGCAUCCUCCUCCACCUACCCGCUCGACUUCAUCUCCCGCGCCAAGGCCCGCGGCGCGUCCGCGCUCGCCGCGCGCCGCCCCUGGCGCGAGCUCGCGGACCCGGGCGCGCUCUCCGUCCCGCGGGGCUUCUCCGACGCCUACCGCCGCGCGCGCGCCAACCUCGCGCACUUCGCCGCCAACUACGCGCUCGUCGUCCUGGCCGUCGUCUUCGCCUCCCUGCUCUGGCACCCCGUCUCCCUGCUCGUCUUCCUCGCCUGCUUCGCCGCCUGGCUCUUCCUCUACUUCCUCCGCGACCGCGACGUCGACCAGGCGCUCCUCAUCUGCGGCCGCCCCGUCGGGGACGGCGUCGUCAUCGCGUUCCUCUCCGCGGUCACGCUCGUGCUCCUGCUGCUCACCGGCGCCACCUCCAACAUCCUCAUCUCCCUGCUCGUCGGCCUCCUCGUCGUCCUGUUCCACGCCCUGCUGCACCGACCCGCCGACAGCAUCGACGAGGAGGCCGGGAGGUGGUACACGCCCGUGCCGCCGUCGAACUACUAAUCAGUAAGCCAGUGUGAGCUGCUCUUCUUCCGUUGUUCUUCAUCGUCUUCUUGCUUCUCCGGUUCGGUUAUUAGUGAAUCAUUGCAGAUGCUCUUGUUCCGUUUGUGCACUUGUUGAUAAAUAAAAUGUGCUUAAAUUGGUGUUCUUUGUAUUUUUAAUGCAUAUUAUUGGUCGAAUGCAAACAUUUGUUCUCUCUCUCGAUGAUUCGUCACUGAAAUUAUUAUGAUUCAUGGGUGA
Messenger RNA from Panicum virgatum (switchgrass), 908 nucleotides. RefSeq names its product PRA1 family protein F2-like. NCBI's taxonomy places the organism in Eukaryota, Viridiplantae, Streptophyta, Magnoliopsida, Poales, Poaceae. The transcript has a single exon. Gene Ontology annotation, biological process: vesicle-mediated transport. Gene Ontology annotation, cellular component: endoplasmic reticulum; Golgi apparatus. The record is from RefSeq and is a predicted model, not a curated record. The coding region runs from base 78 to 671 and encodes 197 amino acids.